AUGUCAUCUACAACUCAUACAACUCAUCAUGUUUAUGAUAAAUCUCGUCCGGGUAUUUACCCAAAGAGAUCAAUACAACAACAACAAACAAUAACAUUCAAUGAAACAUUUAGAACAUUGUUUCCAGCUGUCUUGGCUGUGUUGUUAUCGUUGAUAGUGUUAUCAGCUUUCAAUCAUAUGGAUUCAUCGAUGCUCUCUUGGAUCCAACAGAAGGGAAUCAAUGAUGUCAAGGGACACAAGAUAACAGAGUCAUUGAUACCGUUUGACACCAAGAAUAAAGUUAUGAACAGACCAAACAAACCGAGCACAAUGACAGAGUAUGAAGGAUUGAGCCACCUCUAUUGGGAGACAAAAUUCGGUCACCAAAAACUUUUGGACGCAAAGAAAUAUUGCAAGAAAGAACUCGAAGUUGUAAUGAGAAACUACAAACCAGACUAUGAAGCAUUGGGAAGUCGAACAAGUGCCAGUUAUUGGGCAAACAAAGAUCGUAUUGAAAAAGAAUUAAAUCAUUGUUUAGCAUCUCAUGUAUAA
Heterostelium album PN500 is the source of this 531-nucleotide messenger RNA. RefSeq lists its product as uncharacterized. NCBI's taxonomy places the organism in Eukaryota, Evosea, Eumycetozoa, Acytosteliales, Acytosteliaceae. The transcript has a single exon. The record is from RefSeq and is a predicted model, not a curated record. The coding region runs from base 1 to 531 and encodes 176 amino acids.